Messenger RNA from Condylura cristata (star-nosed mole), 2837 nucleotides. It is a transcript of the gene TMX3, whose product is annotated as thioredoxin-related transmembrane protein 3. The record is from RefSeq and is a predicted model, not a curated record. Gene Ontology annotation, biological process: peptidyl-cysteine oxidation. Gene Ontology annotation, cellular component: endoplasmic reticulum. The transcript has 16 exons. NCBI's taxonomy places the organism in Eukaryota, Metazoa, Chordata, Mammalia, Eulipotyphla, Talpidae. Gene Ontology annotation, molecular function: protein disulfide isomerase activity. Bases 1 to 1452 code for a protein of 483 amino acids.
AUGGCCAAGGACACCAUGCUCAGUCCCCCGGGGUGGGGCAGUGUGACUAAGCACGUAAUACAAGCCAUAAGUAGUAAGUGGGUGUUUAUUGCAGCGUCUACAGUUUUUUUUUUUUGUUUGUUUGUUUUUUCAGUUAUUUUGCUUGAUAUGGUGCUCAGUAAAGGAUUUGUAGAAGAUUUGGAUGAAUCGUUUAAAGACAGUCGAAAAGAUGACAUUUGGCUUGUAGAUUUUUAUGCACCAUGGUGUGGCCAUUGUAAAAAACUGGAACCGAUUUGGAAUGAAGUUGGUCUUGAGAUGAAAAGCAUUGGGUCGCCAGUUAAAGUUGGAAAGAUGGAUGCUACUUCCUAUUCUAGCAUUGCUUCAGAGUUUGGAGUUCGAGGUUAUCCAACAAUUAAGCUAUUAAAGGGGGACUUGGCGUAUAAUUAUAGAGGACCACGAACUAAAGAUGACAUUAUUGAGUUUGCACACAGGGUGUCUGGGGCUCUCAUUCGGCCACUUCCAAGUCAGCAAAUGUUUGAGCAUGUGCAGAAGAGACAUCGUGUAUUUUUUGUUUAUAUAGGUGGAGAGUCACCUUUGAAGGAGAGAUACAUAGAUGCAGCAUCAGAAUUAAUUGUGUACACAUACUUCUUUUCUGCCUCAGAAGAAGUGGUUCCUGAGUAUGUCACCUUAAAAGAGAUGCCUGCUGUGCUUGUUUUCAAAGAUGAAACCUACUUUGUUUAUGAUGAGUAUGAAGAUGGUGACCUGUCUGCUUGGAUCAACAGGGAGAGGUUUCAGAGUUACCUUGCCGUGGAUGGAUUCCUGCUGUAUGAGCUCGGAGACACGGGAAAGCUUGUGGCUAUUGCAAUUAUUGAUGAGAAAAAUACAUCAGCUGAACAUACCAGAUUAAAGUCAAUUAUUAAGGAAGUUGCUAGAGAUUACAGAGACCAGUUCCACAGGGAUCUUCAGUUUGGCCAUAUGGAUGGAAAUGACUAUAUCAAUACCUUGCUGAUGGAUGAGCUGGCGGUCCCCACCGUCGUCGUCCUGAAUACCUCUAACCAGCAGUACUUCUUGCUGGACAGACAGCUCAGGAGUGCCGAGGACAUGGUCCAGUUCAUUCACAGCAUCUUGGACGGCACAGUAGAAGCCCAAGGAGGCGAUAGCAUUUUGCAGAGAUUGAAAAGAAUAGUAUUCGAUGCCAAAUCUACCAUUGUGUCCAUAUUCAGGAGCUCUCCACUCAUGGGCUGCUUCCUCUUCGGCCUGCCGCUGGGCGUCAUCAGCAUCAUGUGCUACGGCAUCUACACGGCCGACGCGGACGGGGGCUACAUAGAGGAGCGCUACGAGGUGUCCAGGAGCGAACUGGAGGAGCGAGAGCUGGCAGACGAGAGCCGGGACCAGCAGGGGCCGCGCUGUGGAGACGCGUCCGAGCCCGCAGCGCUGGCGCCCAAAGACGCGCUAGAGAAGAAGAAGGACUGACGCUCGGCUGGGCCAGGGCUUGGCAGGGGCCGUGGCCGGCCUCUGUGCGGCGGGUGUAGAUGCUUAAUCAUGAUCUUCACAGAAGAGAACAUGUUACUUGUGUUUUGCUAAUAUCAACUGCAUGGAUUAAAGGUGUCCUGCCGUAAAUGGGGAGUUGGCGCAAGAAGGAAAUGCCUGUGUAAGACAACCAGCAAAGUCCGUCCGACAUCAGCGCGCCUCGUAGAUGUUGCUAGAUGAGUUCUGUGUGCAUGUUUGUCCACCUGAAUAUUCUGUGACAAAAUCGAGAUCUUUGGGCAGAAUAUUCAAGUUGGUCAGUCAGGCAGAAAAGAUACGUGUGUGAUGUAGAAAAGCCUCCACCUUCUACCACCCGUUCUCCUCACAUAUUUUGGAUAACAUUUAUAUGGACAAAUUAAGUCUUUAACAUUUAGGCACUUUAAGGGAAACGAGUAACUUUUCCACAGGUCAGGUUAAGAUGACAAGAAUAAAGAAAAUUUGGUUUUAUAUAGCAUAGCAAUUUUAUUUUGCUAGUAGUUUUUAAAGGAGAAAAUAGAUUACUUUUUAAAUUUAUACUCAGUUGCAUUAUUGCAAAUUUUCCUACAGACCUAUAGAGUGGGGAGAAGAGUCUCCUGUUAGGUCUCUGCAAGGCCCAGACGGUCUCACUGCCCAGGCGGUCUCCUUGGAGCAGCGAGCAGACCUGGGCCGGCUGGCUCUGUUGCUUGCCUGCGUGAGCCACCACAGCCGGCGUCUCCUCCGUUUGUGUCUAGGGUUCCUUCUACAAAGUUCCUGUGAUUAAAAGGCUCCUGCUGGUUUUUUAAAAGGAGCAUAUAUCGUAGGUUGGUGGUGGUCCAGAAGCUUCUGCUCUGCCUGUGCUGUGCACAGCGCCUGUAAGCAGGGCUUUGACACCUCCCAGCGCGCGUGUCCUUAGGGAAGUGGCAGCGCAGCCUGCGCAUAACAGUGCUGCCGGCGCUGGAGACUCGCCAUCCCUUUCUGUCAGCCACUUCAGCCAGUGCCCCCAUCUUCUGUCUGCGGCCGCGACUCGGGGAUUCCGCCCCAGGCGUGCUCACCUGGCACGUGCUUAAGCGACAGUUUGCUGUUUGCUGUAGAUGAGCUCAUCUCUGAGCUAAGUUUAGGGUGGUCAGUGGGUGACUGUUACACGGGUGAUUAUGAGUAGUUGAGUUACCCAGCGCAAAUUAGGAUCUUACUAAGCUUCUAAAAGGUUUAAUCACUUAAAAUAUGUCACUUGUGGGCCUGAUGCCGCAAUGCCAAGGGCUUUGUUCCCAGAGGCGGCCUCUGUUUACUUUGGACGGCGGCGCUUGCACUGCAACGGGCCCAGACCGCGAGCCCGGGAGCCGAGAGCCGAUCGCCGAUCGCUAAUCGCUAAUCCU